AUGGCGGACGUCCAGGAGCGCCUCAAGAAGCUCGGCCAGGGUGCCCGAAUCGUCCUUCGUCUAACAUGGUCGAACAGUGGAAAGGGUACCCCCCGCCGCAAGGUCAAGCGUGCGCCCGCCCGCUCCGGCGCCGACGACAAGAAGCUCCAGGCUGCCCUGAAGAAGCUGGGCACCCAGCCCAUCCAGGCUAUCGAGGAGGUUAAUAUGUUCAAGUCCGACGGCAACGUUAUCCACUUCGCUGCCCCCAAGGUUCAUGCCGCUGUCCCCCACAACACCUUCGCCAUCUACGGAAACGGCGAGGACAAGGAGCUCACGGAGCUUGUUCCCGGCAUUCUUAACCAGCUCGGCCCCGACUCUCUCGCCUCCCUGCGAAAGCUCGCCGAGAGCUACCAGAACAUGCAGAAGGGCGAGAAGGGUGAUGAUGAGGACGACAUCCCCGACCUGGUAGAGGGCGAGAACUUCGAGAGCAAGGUCGAAUAA
Molecule: messenger RNA, 480 nt
Organism: Clonostachys solani
Lineage: Eukaryota; Fungi; Ascomycota; Sordariomycetes; Hypocreales; Bionectriaceae
Source: the annotation of a GenBank genome assembly